AUGGAGACAUCGGGGCUUGGCUUGUGCGAUGCCUCCUUGCCUCGCGAGACUGCCGCGGCCUUCGAGAAGUGGGCUGCCGAGAAGGUGCGCCAUCCCGCGCUCCCCGAGCUCGCGGCGAGCUUUCAACUGCGUCGAUCCGACUCGCUAGGGGUCCAUGCUGUGGCGAAGAGCGCCAUUGCCACGGGACAGGUGAUCAUCGCAGAGGAUGCGCUGAUACGCCUUCCCUCUCCGCGCGUGUCAAGCAGGAGCAUCCUCCAGCGUUACGGCGAGCUGGAGGGUUUCCUGACCCCUGCCAUCUGCGUGGACUGGAAGUCCACCUCCCAGGAGGCGAGAGAGGCCUGCCUCACGCUCUUCUACGCACACCCUGAGAUGGAAAGGAGAUCCUGCUCCGACAGCAUGCACAGCAGGGCGUGCGAAGACCUGCUCCAGAUGAGCCCGGAGCUCCGCUGUCUGGGCUGGAGCAGCACCCAGCUCCUCCGCUUCCUGCACAUCGUCGACCUCAAUAUUCACAAAGAUGACGAGAGGCCGGCGAACGACGAGUUUACGGGCAUCUUUGUCCUGGGCUCGAAGUUUUCGCACAGCUGCGAACCCAACUCUUCGUGGAACUUUAAUCGGGAGGGCCACCUUGAGUAUCGAGCCAUACGCCCCAUUCAUCCUGGCGAUGUGCUCACCUUCUCCUACGUGGGCAAUGGCAUGAACUUGAUCACGAGUUGCUUCGAGCGUCGGCGCCGCUUGGCGCAGCUUUGCUUCCUUUGCCGCUGCGCGCGGUGUGAAGGACCGGACCUCGGCCGAACUCUGCGCUGCCCGCGCUGCAGCUCCCAGCGCUGCGAGCCCAUCUACGAAGAGCAGGACGAGAGCCGGCUGAGCUCAGCGUUUGCGCGCUCGGCGGCGGUGGUUGAUGCCUCACGCUGGAGGUGUGGAGCGUGCGGAGCCGUUGUUGCAGCUGCGGAGCUGCCUUUGGAAGCUGAAGAGGAGCUUGCCAGCCUUGUGCCACGGUAUAUGCAAGGCCCUCCCCGGAUGGCCGCUGAAGAUGCCGAAAGCCUUUGGCAGCUUCGGGAAAAGGCGGCUGCUGUGCUAGGCGAAGGCCAUUGGACGUGGUUCCUGGCAACCUUCGCCUGGCUUCAGAAGUGCCUCGUGCGCCUGAAGACGGAGACUGUGGUGCCCUUCGGGGAGGCCGAUCUCCGUGCCGCCUCGGCAGCCGCCGAAAAAUGGCUUCAGAGCCGCGCCACGAUGUGCAUCGAGCAGCGGCUCUGCGCACUUUUCCUAGCUGCACGCCUGGCGCUCCAGUACGGAGAAGGAGUGCGCAAGUGGGGAUACGAUCCGGCAAACCCUCUCGGUGGGGAGCUGGAGGCCACCUGGCGGCUGGAAGUUCUGGGCUGGGAGCUCCAUGAGGAUGCCACUUCUGGGCCACCGGAGCCGGGCCCAUCGCAGGAGCAGCUGCGUGAGCUGUGUCGCCGUAUGCCGGACGGUGACUUGCCGGCACCCUCGACGCCACGCCGCCUGGCCCGGGGGGCGGAGGACGACAGCCCAGAGCGAACACCCGGCCCUGGCGAAGGAAGUCCAAUCGACGCCCCCGACGCAGAUCUCCUCCUCGAGGCGUCUGCUCGUUCGAACCGGCGUGCAGCUGCUUUACGAGGCGUGCUGGAGGGAUUGAGGAUCUCGCGUAUACCCCCACCUCUACCUGGCCACAUGAGGCGGCAGAGUGCUUGGGGUUCCCCUGGCUCGGAGCAGGUCCUCCCAGAGUCGCCGUCGGCAUCGGAAGGCGCGGAGCGAGAGCGAGCUUCCCCUCCGACCGACUCCACUCGCCACGAGGAGCCGCGGCGCGCACCACCGCAGAUGCCAGCACCCAGAGGAGUACCUGCAGGCGAUUUCGGACCAGCCUCCCUCCUCUUCAACGAGGAGGAGGCUCCAGAGCCGGGCCAGGCCUCGUUCGCCCGGACGGUGGAAGCAUUCCAGCUUGAAGCACAAGAGGCGCGGGAUGCCCUUGGCCGGAGCGAGGCGGAGCGGUCACUUCAAGAAGGACAAGCGGCGAAGCGUGAGGCAGACCUGCGACAUGAGAUUAUCGACCUCCGGUCGGCUCAGUCCCGGGAGCGCGAACGGCUUCGGAGCGAGGCGAAACGUUUGCAGGCAUCGCUCAAGGAUGCCCACGUCCGGCUGAAGGCGGAGUCAGAGGCGAGAGCGGCUGCGACAUCGCAGGUGGAUGUCCUGCGUCAGCAGCUGACAGCGGCAAGGACGGAGUCGCAGCGGAAGGCCAAGGAGAUUCAGGAGGUCUCAAUUGACCACACGCCGGGAAACUUUGGACAUGUCAGCACGUCGAAGGAGGAUUGGAGAUGCCUCUUGGGCGCAGUGAUGUGUUUCGUCAUUGCGGUGUUUGGCUUUGUGGCUUCCGUGCGAGGAACUUUGCAGAUUGCAUUGCGCUUUCUCUGCAUCGUGGAUCGGAGGGAGGCGCCGCAGAUGACAAAGUUCAGAAAUUUCGGGCUAGACGCAGGUCUUAGUGGUGCCUUCAACGACUUCUGUUGGAAGGUGAAUCAGGCACUGGCCCCUCGGGGCCUAGAGCCCCCGUCCUCCCUCAGCAGCCGUGCCGAUGCCAUGGUUCCCAUGAGGACGCGAUGGGUUGUCCACCUCGACCUCGUCUGCACGGAGGAGCUGUUCAGGACGAUAACGACACCGAGGAUGCUGAAGCGAUUGAUACAGCAGCGAAGUACAAAAAACCAUGGAAGCAAACAGGAACCCUUGAAGCAGGAUUCCGAGGCAGCUAUGCAACGCAUCACCGAGGAUGCGGACAUCGAUGUCUUUGAUGAACUGACGAAGGUUCUUGAGCGAGAGCGAAAGCGGCCAGACAAAGCGGCGAAGCCCGUUGACAAGCCCAAGGUCAAUCAGGCUACGCGCUGGACGCACCCUUUGACCACAGACAUCGCUCUGGCUAAAGGGUCGGAUGAGAACGUCAAGCACUUGGAAAACAGACGUGGCGAGGCCCCGCUCCGUGAGACGAAGCAGGUGGUGCUUUCGGCACAGGUUCGCGACAAAUUCGUGUCCACGGCCAUCGGCAACAAGACGAGCAACCGGGGCGGAUAUAUGAUUCGACUGACGGCCCUGGGCAGCUUCCAGGGUUGCAGCUGGGAUCAAUGGAAUACGACCGUUGACGACCCCAGUGCCAACGCAAGACGAUGGUGCCAGGAGCUCCAGCCGGACACCGCCAAGCUACUUGGGGACACCUGGAGCUUCAAAAUGCAGGGCAAUGAUCUUUCCGGUGUUUCCGAGGAGACGAUUGCUCGACUCGAAAUCGCUUGGCUGCCAUGGCAAGAGAAUGAGACUUGGACUCAGUAUGCUGAAAGGGCAAGACGGCAGGAAAGUCAGGGGUUGUGGCCGGCAGGCACCAGCUCGGGCUCCGUGUUGCUUCCGGUCAGCGUUGUGGACCAUGGACCGCGUGCCAAAGCAAUGCGACCCGGGCGACGGGUUGCAGAGUUGCAGGUGUUGGCGCAGAUGGAGUUCCAAGAUGUCGUUGUUGAGGAAAAAGUCUGGGCUCGUCCAGGCUCCGUGUGGAAGUUCAAGGCUACGCGUCCGGACAACAGGACCUUUGUGUCGGCCUUCGUGCAGUCAGAAGUGGGCACUCGUGAGUUGCAUGCUACCAAAGCGGUUACCAGACAACGCCAGCACGCCCAAGCAUGGCAGCUCCCUCGCGAGCAGAAGGCGGCCACGCCUAAAGUUGCAGCUAAGCGCCCCGCCGUCGACAACGAGACUGCGGACCACGACGAUCCUACAGACGACCUUGAGGUGGACCAUGAGCACAAGCGCGUCCCUAACACCGGAAAGGGAGAUUGCUUGUUGGAGGCCCUGGCAGGCUCAUUCUCCCAGCUGGCUCCGCGAGCUAAGGGAUACUCAGGACGCAAACUUCGCCAGUUUGUUGCAGCUUUUCUGGACAAGCACGAAGAGGAGUACUCAAUCCUGUGGGACGGCCUGGCCCUGGGAAAGAUGCUGGCCCCAUCGACGACUUUGAGACCUGCCUCUCUUUGA
This is a messenger RNA of Symbiodinium sp. CCMP2592, 4014 nucleotides long. NCBI's taxonomy places the organism in Eukaryota, Dinophyceae, Suessiales, Symbiodiniaceae. The record is from the annotation of a GenBank genome assembly.